Cicer arietinum (chickpea) is the source of this 1104-nucleotide messenger RNA. RefSeq lists its product as uncharacterized. The record is from RefSeq and is a predicted model, not a curated record. NCBI's taxonomy places the organism in Eukaryota, Viridiplantae, Streptophyta, Magnoliopsida, Fabales, Fabaceae.
UUAAAUAAGAGAAGAGAAUAGCACUGAAUAAGACAAAACAGGAGAAACGAACAAUGCGCGCGGCGAUUCCAGCCUCCUCAGAAGCUUUUCUAUUUCCUCAACCAUUACCCACUUCCAUUUCCAUAACCCAUUCCUCCCUUUUAUUCUCUCCCCCUUUUCAUUUCAACACCACCCUUUCCACCACUGCACCUCCCAAACCAUGCUCCUUGAACUUCCACUCCAACUCUACUCCUUUCAUGUAUCGCGCUUCCAAACCCAACCCAACCACUUUAAACCCCGAUGAUGCCGAUGAUUCUGGCAAUUUGUUGGUGACAGAGGCUGAGGAUAUUGAAGAGUUACAAUCAUUGGCUGAAGAUGGUGUGUACAUAGAGGUCACGAAGCUGGAGAAGAAUUCACGCAGAAUCGAGUCUAGGAUUUCCAUUGACGCUCGGCUUGAUACCAUUUGGACCAUCUUGACUGAUUAUGAGAAGUUGGCUGAUUUCAUUCCUGGUCUUGCUCUCAGCAAAUUGAUCCAAAAGGGUCACAAUUUCGCUCGCCUUUUGCAGAUUGGAGAGCAGAACUUGGCAUUUGGGUUAAAAUUUGAUGCUAAAGGAGUUAUAGAUUGUUAUGAGAAAGAUUUGGAGACUCUUCCAUCUGGCAUGAAGCGUGAUAUAGACUUCAAGAUGAUUGAAGGGGACUUUCAGCUCUUUGAAGGAAAAUGGUCUAUUUUGCAGCUGUUCAGCAGUGGAAAUCCUGAGGAGUCUCCGAUUCAAGAAGUUAACACGACACUUUCAUAUGUUGUUGAUGUUAAGCCGAAGAUGUGGUUGCCCGUUCGGCUCAUUGAGGGUAGACUUUGCAGAGAGAUAAAAACGAAUCUUAUAUCCAUAAGGGGAGAAGCUCAGAAAAAUACUGACAGAACCGUGAAUGCAAAUAAAUUCGAAUGAGUUAUGUAAAUAUCAUAUCAUAGAAAAAAUAAACACAAGUAUGUAAAGUUCAUUUGGCAUCAAUUAUCAAUUCUUAAUUGGUAAACUUCAAGCUUUACCAUAUUCUGGCUCUAAAAUAUCGUCAAGUUCUGAACUGGACCACACUGAUAUUUUACUUUGAACAAAUACCCCUUUUGACUCA